Molecule: messenger RNA, 5961 nt
Organism: Rhagoletis zephyria (snowberry fruit fly)
Lineage: Eukaryota; Metazoa; Arthropoda; Insecta; Diptera; Tephritidae
Gene: ttk
Product: zinc finger and BTB domain-containing protein ttk
Biological process (GO): regulation of transcription by RNA polymerase II
Cellular component (GO): nucleus
Molecular function (GO): protein binding
Source: RefSeq, a predicted model, not a curated record
UCGUCACUGCUGCUUCGUUGCGCUUGUUCGCCAGGCUCGCCAAGCAGUAUGAAAUGAGUCGCCGUGUGUUGUAGUUGUGUUGUUGGUCGUCCAGUGUACGCGCGUGUGAUAUCUUAUUAGAGGGGUUCAAAGGGUAGUAAAAACCGAAGAAAAUUUAAUGAAAGAAACGAAAACAAGUGUUGCGACCCCAGAAAAGCUAUAAGAAAUUAAAAAUUAGUAUUUAUGGGAUACAAUAAAGUAAAGUAACAACAAAAAUACGGCGCGAUAAAUUUUAUAAAAGUGUGUUAUGGAGAAUUAGAAAAAAAUUAACCCUAUAAAAAAUCUGAAAAUUACUCAAAAAGAUAUUUACUGUGUAAAAUAAAGCAUUUAGAGCUUGCAUUGAAAAACGCAGAGCGCCUAAUGGGCGAUUUCUAGUUGUGAGCUACUUACUACAUAUGCAAAAAUUCAUAAAGUGUUAAACGUUUUCUGGAUACCCAUGUACAUACAUUCAUACAUACAUCUCAGCGGCAAAUAAUUCAAUCUUUUCUACGCAAAUACUACAGCAACAAUUUUGUCGCCUUCUCCGUUCACCCAAAAGUGCCUGCGUGUCAACCCGUCUAUGUGUAGAAAAAAGGCAAACACACUCACUUGACUUAAAUGAGGAAAAACACCAACAGGCAUACGCACACACACACACACACACACACACUGGCAUAUCAAGGGGUCGCCCUUUUUUGUCUGACUCAAGUCGAAAAGCAACAGGCGAAAGCAGAGCGCUGCUCACGUUGGCAGCGACAGCAACGGAAUUUACCCUCUAUGUACAAUAAAUCUCUGUGGUUUGAGAAAUAUUGUUCGUUGUUGUUGGUGGUGUUAUAUUAUUGUUGGACUUGUUGUUAUUGCAUUCGCACAAACACAGUCAAACUAUACGCCCGGUGGUGUGAAAAGGAGGCAAAGUUAAAAAGUCGACCGCUUUCGCACCCCUCCGCUCCCUUUGCUCAACAAAAGCGCACAGCAAGGGUGGUACAUAUACAUACGUGCAUAUAUGCAUAUGUGCAUAUAUACAGGUAUAUAAACAAAUAUGCAUACAUACUUACAUACAUAGAGACAUAAAACGAAAUUGAAUAUAUCCGAUCGUCAGGCGCUUUUGUAGCCUGCGCGUAUGAGUAACUCAAAACGAGCGCACGAACCGAUCAGCAAGCAAAAAAUGGAACCGACGAGUCCCAGUCGUGUAGCAAAUAUCUACUACAUUUAUACAUAUGUACAUAUGAAUAAAAAAUAAAAUAAGCAAAGCCAUUGGGGCGGCGGCGGUGGUGGUAACCACCAAGUUUUUAUUUUUUUUUGGUUUUUUGCUACGCUGCUUUUACGCCUCCUUCGCCUGUAGGACGUUGCCGUGCAAACACACAAACAUACACAUACUGACAUACACGAAUUUCGAGUACGGACGAUCGCCUUGCCUUGUCUCGUUUCGUUUCGUGACGCUUCGUUAAUUCCCCUUCGUUCGUGUCCACGUCGUCGUCAUCAAACGGGACGCGUCGUGAGCGUGGCUGAUUGUAUUGAGUAGCUGGCGGCUUGUUGAUUGCUGAUUGUUGCUUUUGGUGGUGGCGUCGACGGCAGGCGUUGACGCUGCUAUUCGGGGCGGUGGUGGUAAGCAGCGCAGGAGAGCCGUAACCAACAGGCAUUCACAUUUGGUGCCUGCGCGUGUAAGGACGUAUUGCUCCUCGUUGAUUUGCGCAGCUCACUCAAGCCGUAUAUAUUUAAGUAGUACAUACAUAUCUACAUGAACUCAUCAGUGAUUACAAAAACAAGACAAGUACAUUUGUAUAUAAAAAGUGUAGAGCUUUUGAAAGCAACAACAAAUGUGCAUAAGUGGGGAAUAAAAAUAAGACAAAUAAUUGCUAUUUUUGCUGAUAAAGGAAUUUCAGACGAAAAGUGAAAUAAAAACGAAAAAAAAAAAUUUAAUGUGAAAAAUAUAAUUGCGAGAUAUCUACAUACAUAUUUUGGUGCAUCAAAGAGAUUAUUCGAAUUCGAAAUUUAAAGAAAUGGAAGUGUAUUCUCUUGAAGAAAAAAACUUACGCAGAAUUAAGUCAACAAAGUCAUCACAGUUUGAAAAAAGGAUUUUAAGUGCUUAAAAACAAAAAUACAGCAACCUACAAGACAAAUAAAAAGCGCUAAUUGGAAAACUCGUGAGCGUGGAUCUUUAAAAUCAAGGAAUAUUUGAAAAACAUGUACAACGUUUGAAAGGAAAAAAAGGAAAACGGACUAUUAAUCGACUUGCAAUCGAAGAAGACACACAAAAGUGACGCAUCAUAAAAUUUCGGCAGCUGCUGAAAGGCUCAAGAAUUUCUUGUAUCCUUAUAACUUAAAAGGAACGGCAAGGAUCUAUCAAACCCAAUUGCGACCGUGCAGUACACCACGCAUUGGCUAAUCAACGUUUCUGCUGGCUACAUAGCCAUAGUCUGGCGCAAUUACUCACACAUUUUUCAAACAUAAUUUUUGACUCCUCAGCGUUGUUGGUGGGUUGUGAGUAAAUCACAGCCAAUCAUCAUAUAUAAAAAGGCUUACAAAUGAAGAUGGCAUCCCAAAGAUUUUGCCUUCGAUGGAAUAACCAUCAAAGCAAUUUACUAUCUGUAUUCGAUCAGCUAUUGCACGCUGAAACGUUUACGGAUGUCACGCUGGCCGUGGAUGGACAAUAUUUAAAAGCACACAAGAUGGUUCUCUCCGCCUGCAGUCCUUACUUCAAUGCGCUAUUUGUCAAUCAUCCCGAAAAACAUCCCAUUGUCAUAUUAAAGGAUGUACCUUAUUCCGAUAUGAAAUCCCUGCUUGACUUUAUGUAUCGCGGCGAGGUGUCUGUCGAUCAGGAACGUCUUACCGCCUUCUUGCGUGUCGCCGAAUCGUUACGCAUCAAAGGUUUGACCGAAGUGAAUGACGAUAAACCAUCACCGGUCGAACCGACGCCACCGCCACCACAGCUACAACGCAUUCAACCAUAUUUGGUGCAACAACAACAGCAGCAACAUCAACGCAGCAAAUCACAGAAUAGCCUAUUGGCUGGCGGUUCAAGCGCUGGCGCUGGUGGUUUGGCUAGUGCCGCUGCAUUGGCUGCUGGUGGUGGUCAACAACAACAAUCGCUGCUUAGCUCAGCGCUGGCCUCGAUGCCGAAACGAAAACGUGGCAGGCCACGGAAAUUGUCGGGCAGCUCGAAUGGCACCGGCAAUGAUUAUGAUGAAUUCGAACGCGAUGGCAUGAUGAAUGACUCCGAGAUGGGCGAUUGCAAAAUGGGCGAUUCAUAUUCGGGCAAUGAUGAUGGCUCGGAUGAUAAUCAACGCGAUUGUGGCAAUAUGCGCGACCCUAGUGAGAGUCGAGAUUCUAUUUCCCAAAGCAAGAAAUUCAAAUCAAAAGACAAUAAAUCCAAACAACACGACAAUGACAACAGCACAUCUGUGCAAUUAAUUACCACAUCACCUGAACUAUCACAAAGGCUCUUUGGUUUGAUUAAGCCAGCAGCCACGGUUCAACCACAACCACAACAACAACAACAACAACAGCCACAGCAGUCACAAAAUGAUGCAACACAAACGACACCCACACAAGCAUCACUCCUACAACUUAACGAAGCUCAGGAUGCCACUACGCACUUACCCACCGCCUUGGGACUAAAGGUACGUAAUUCACUGCAAUUGACGGCUUCACCGCAAAAUCAGCAGCAACAGCAACAACAACAUAACAUCGCACAAAACACCAAUUCCCUGUUGAAGCAGCAGCUACGCGCCGGACUUAAAGAAAUUUCUACUAACAACGUGUCAAUUGAACCAAUAUCAAAUAAUAGUACCACUGAUUUCGGCUGCUCAGCGCUGCAAUCGCUUGCGAGUGUUGCUGAACGCCAAACGCCCAAUGCAAUACAGCCACCAUCGGCUAACAAUUUACACCACCAGUUCUUGCUCCACAUGGCUGCCAAUCCCAUGUUAAAGCCGAGCGCUGAUUUCUUCCGACAACAGCAACAGCAGGCGCAACAAAAUCUGCAUCAGCAACAACAGGAGCAAUUAGCUGCACAAGAACAGCAGCAGCAGCAGNCACAAUUAGCUGCCCAAGAACAGCAGCAGCAGCAGCAGCAACAGCAGCAACAGCAGCAACAACAAACGCAAGCCAAGCAGCAAACACAACCGCCAUCACAAUCAACGCAAUUGCUCGAACAGGAGCUGCAACGUGAGGACAGCAUGUCGCCCACAAAUAUGGAUCUCAUACUCGACCAGACAGACAAGUCAGAGCCAGAAUUGACGCUAGCCGAUGAGACUGCGGGUUUGGAUUACAAAAACGCCGACACAUCACAAGGCAACAUGGAUGAUGCAGUCGCCAUUACAACAAUAACAAUAAUUGAUGCACCAGACAAUGAGAAUUCGAAUGCAAAUGCGAAUUCGAAUUCGAACGCGGCUGAAGCUCUCACUACGACGGCGCGCUCAAGUGGCACCUCCCGGCGGCCAGUGCAACGACGGCGUAUACGACGCAAAGCGCAAUCUACAAUCGACGAUCAAGCGGAACACUUGACCGAAAUGUCGGUGCGUGGACUCGAUCUCUUCCGGUAUGCGCGCAUCAACGAAGGCGUCUACCAAUGCACUGAGUGCGCUAAAGAAGACUUGCAAAAGACGUUCAAAAACAAGUACAGCUUCCAGCGACAUGCCUUCCUCUAUCACGAGGGUAAGGUGCGCAAAGUUUUCCCCUGCACUUUGUGCGGCAAGGAGUUCUCGCGACCGGAUAAAAUGAAGAAUCAUCUAAAGAUGGCGCAUGAGAAUUUUGUGGCGCGUGAUGCGAACAGUUUCAAUCCGCUGAACUAUUUGAUUACGGCGGCAACGGCGGAGGAGAUGCAAACUGCAAUAUACACGGCGAGUGCUGCGGCACAACAACAACAGCAGCAGCAGCAACAACAACAGCAGCAGCAGCAACAACAACAGCAGCAGCAACAACAGCAGCAGCAGCAUCAACAACAGCAACAGCAACUAGCACAACAGCAGCACCAACAACAUCAGCAAAGGUCAAUCAUGCAAAAUGAUUACUUGGAUAACGGUAUCGGCGUUUUGCAUGCACCGCCACAGGAGCGUGACACAUCGAGGCCAACAUCGCCGAUGUCAGCAGUGUCAUUGCUAAAAUUGCAGAGUGAUUUAACCAUUAAAAAUGAAAUUGUUAUAUCACCGUCGCCAUCACCUGAACCGAUACUGACUGUGCCAGCGAAUGCUGCCGCGGCAUCAGCAGCAGCUGCAACAGUAGCAAAAACAGCAAAUAUGUCAAUGCUACAGGCGAAACGUAUAACACAAAGACUGGAAGAGGUUAAGUAAAAUGGGAUUUAUUUACAAAAAAAAAAAAUCUACUAAAGUAAGUUAGUUGCGGAUGUGGGAGUCAAAAGAAAGUUGCUAAGUACAGAGUGUUUAAGAAAAAUAAUUUUUAGUUAGCUUACAAACUUUUUUUUUUUUUUAAUCUAAAUAUUUUCGGUAGGCCGCAAAGUGCAACAAAUACAAAAUAGUAGUAGCUUUUGAUGUUGUGUCGUCAGUGUAAACGCAUAACUAAAGGGUCUGAUUUACAUAUAAAUAAAUAUUUAGUACAUAUAUGACAUAUAAGAAUUAAUACACAACAAAAAUCAACUCAUUUACUUAAAUAAUUUACAUACACGCAUACACGCAUAAUUAAAAAAAUAAUAAUCGUAAUUAAAUAAUGAAAUAUGCACAACUAAUAGUAAGCGAGACGCACAAAAGUUAAGCAUACAACAAAAAAAUACAAUUAACUUGGCACAAAAAGAUUAGAUUUUUUAGUUUUACAAUUAUGGUAUUAGUUUUGUUCGUCGAGCAAAAAAUUUGUACGUAUACGCAAAGUUAAAGUUCUCUUGUUAAGAAAAAUCACAAUACAUUUAAAUUCAGUUUUUUUCCAGCCAAAAGAAUUUUAAAAACUAUAAAAUCGUAUUAUGUUUGAAAUGCAACCGUGGACACCGGUUGGUAG